UUCCGGCAGCAGCAGUCACACGCAUCGGUAUUGCAGCAUGACCAAGGCCGUGACCUUCGCCGCCACCACGUCCGUGCGAAGCUACGCAAUAGCCUUCGUCGACGGCGUCCUGCCCGAUGAGGACAUUGGCAUCGGCUUUGCCGGCGCGGUCGUCACCGACAGCCGCCACGUCGACCUCGUCACGAGCCCCAAGCCACGCCCGCGCCGCCUCUCAUUUCGCAGCAAGUGCUUGCUCGUCUACGGCGCCUCUUCGCCGCCAGCAGCCGAGGCUGCGUAUAUCGCCGAGCUGCGGGCAUUAGCGGAUCGCAGCCGAGGCGACCGCCUCGUCGCCCGCGCCUUGGGCGACGACCCGAGUCCUCGCCGUCGCGAGCCGGGCAAGGAGCGCUGGAGCCCGGCCCAAGUGCGCGCACAAGCCAAGGCAGCCUACGUGGCGCAAUGGACACCGACCUUCCAUGAGGUCGAGAGCGAGCCAGCCUGCGCCACGUAUGUCCCGCCGCCGAGUUUGUUUACAAAUCCCUUCGACAUCGACUUUGUUCCUCGGUCCGUCGACACCGAGCCGCACAAGAAGCGCAAGCGGGACGACGCCGACGCCUAUCGCAGCCUCUCCUUCCAGUGCCCAAAGACGGCGUCUGCCGAAGCACCAAAAGCGUGGUGGCGGCUCUUCGUCUAGCCCUCUGAAAAUACAUACGUGAUCCUUAACGCGGUACCAUCUCUAGCUCAUGUUCCCAGGAUCGAGCCUGCCUUCUCC
Saprolegnia parasitica CBS 223.65 is the source of this 748-nucleotide messenger RNA. RefSeq lists its product as hypothetical. Lineage: Eukaryota; Oomycota; Saprolegniomycetes; Saprolegniales; Saprolegniaceae. The coding region runs from base 38 to 670 and encodes 210 amino acids. The record is from RefSeq and is a predicted model, not a curated record. The transcript has a single exon.